CAACAACAACAACAAACUAAAUCUACAAAUAAUACUAAAGAAAUUCCACGUCGUUAUUCACGUUUACGAACAAUAUCAAAUAAACAAGAUAAAGAACAACAAGAAUCUGAUCUACGUCGUUGUCGUAGUUUAUCAAGAAUUCGAACAGUUAAAAAAUCGGCUAUAUCAGGACCAAUUAAUUUUCAACAUAUAAAUCAUAUAAGUGGUGGUUGUAAUCAAGAACGUCCAUUAUCAAGUACAGUAACCUUACGUUCUUUACAUGCAUCAAUGUCACAUUUACCAACAAAUGGUACAUUAACUGAUCGACAUUCUAAACAGAGCAAAAUUCGUGCUUCUACUGUGUUUGAACCACGAACAACAGCAGUUUAA
Messenger RNA from Rotaria sordida, 369 nucleotides. NCBI's taxonomy places the organism in Eukaryota, Metazoa, Rotifera, Eurotatoria, Philodinida, Philodinidae. The record is from the annotation of a GenBank genome assembly.